This is a messenger RNA of Leptidea sinapis, 4488 nucleotides long. RefSeq names its product glucose dehydrogenase [FAD, quinone]. Gene Ontology annotation, molecular function: flavin adenine dinucleotide binding; oxidoreductase activity, acting on CH-OH group of donors. The transcript is spliced from 5 exons. The coding region runs from base 563 to 2413 and encodes 616 amino acids. The record is from RefSeq and is a predicted model, not a curated record. Lineage: Eukaryota; Metazoa; Arthropoda; Insecta; Lepidoptera; Pieridae.
CACUGCCAGUACACCACGCGGACUCGCCUCGCGAAGCCGUCCACAAUAUUCGAUACGCGAAACUAGCACCAAACAGUUCAACGAUCACCAGUGAGAAUCUGUGAGAGAACAUUUACCACACAAUGCUCCGAGUGUUGUUGAUAAACUUUCGAUAUCUAGUGAAGUGUCUGGAACUAAUGCACUAAAUCGUUAAGUCGAACGUGUACUUAGCAACGAUUCAUCACUCAGUGAUCCGUCAACGAGUGUAAACAGAAACUAAGAUUGUGUGAACUGUGUGAACAUAACAAACGGAAAUGAACAUGCAGAGAACAUAUUCCGGACCACCACUGCGUUGUUAACAUGUCAAGAACGCCACUUUCGAUUAGAAAAGCGAUGUUAAAGAAUAAACCGCCGGAUAAGCUAAUACUUCGACUAAAGCUUUAAGAGAAAUAAUAGAAGCAAAAUUGUAGUCAAUAGGCUUACAUAUUUUGCAGACUAUAAAACAAAGAAAGACUUAAAAGAAACUAAAGAGAAAGGAAAAGAAAGAAAAGAAGAAGUUAAUAAGGGAAUCAAAGCACUUAAAAUGGGUAUACAUGUGCUACUUGCAUCCAGUGCACUCAAAACAGUGAGUGUCACCGGCUUGUGGCUGAUACCGUUGCUGUUGGGAGCUUUUACAUAUCAUAAUUACAACUCCUAUGACCCAGAAGCUAAAGUACUAGAUAAGGAACCGAGAAGGGAGUACGACUUCAUAGUUGUUGGAGGAGGCUCUGCUGGUGCUGUGGUAGCGAACAGGCUGACAGAAAUAAGCAAUUGGAAUGUACUCCUCCUAGAAACCGGUCCUGAUGAGAAUGAAAUAACAGACGUGCCUUCGCUAGCGGGCUACCUACAACUGACGAAACUGGACUGGCAAUACAAGACCGAGCCCACACAGUACGCGUGUCUUGGUUUCAAGAAACAGAGAUGUAGCUGGCCGAGAGGAAAGGUUCUUGGUGGAUCCAGCGUUCUCAACUACAUGAUCUACGUUAGAGGAAAUCGACUAGAUUUCGAUCAAUGGGAAUCAUUCGGCAAUCCAGGCUGGUCGUAUGAAGAAGUUCUUCCUUACUUCAUUAAAUCCGAGGACAAUAGAAACCCAUACUUAGCGCAUAGCAAGUAUCAUGGUCGCGGUGGUUACUUAACUGUCCAAGAGGCACCUUGGAGAACGCCGCUAGUUGCGGCAUUUGUCGAAUCUGGAGUUGAAAUCGGAUAUGAAAAUAGAGACAUAAAUGGAGAGAUACAAACUGGGUUCAUGAUAGCACAAGGAACUAUACGACGUGGGUCAAGAUGUAGCACAGCUAAAGCGUUUCUAAGACCAGUACGGACGCGUAAGAAUCUUGAUGUUUCAUUGAAUUCUCAAGCUACAAGAGUUCUCAUUAAUCCGUUGACAAGGAAAGCUUACGGUGUAGAAUAUUUCAAGAAGGGGGUAAAACGAUUCGUUUACGCUAGGAAAGAAGUAAUUUUAUCUGCAGGGGCCAUUAACAGUCCACAGCUUUUGAUGCUGUCAGGUAUUGGACCCAAAGAUCAUUUGAAAGAAGUUGGGAUUCGUGUUUUAAAGGAUUUACCUGUUGGUCAAAACUUACAAGAUCACGUAGGUGUGGGAGGGUUAACAUUUUUAGUAGAUAAACCAGUAGCAAUUGUUCAAAAUCGUUUUCAAGCUUUUCCUGUGACAAUGAACUACGUUGUAAACGAAAGGGGCCCAAUGACUACUUUAGGGGGCUUAGAGGGUAUUGCAUUUGUGAACACAAAAUACGCUAACAAAUCUGGUUUAUGGCCAGAUAUUCAGUUUCACAUGGCACCGGCUUCAUUUUCUUCAGAUAAUGGUCAAAUCGUGCGAAAAAUUCUCGGUUUGACAGACGAAGUAUACGACACAGUAUACAAGCCAAUUGCAAAUAAAGACGCCUGGACAAUAAUGCCACUAUUGCUUCGACCAAACACACGUGGUUACGUGCGUUUAAAAACAUCCAAUCCUUUUGAUUAUCCAGUAAUGAAUCCACGUUAUCAUGAAGAUCAACUAGAUGUAAAUAGGCUAGUUGAAGGCAUCAAGAUAGCACUCCAAGUUGCUAAUGGCACUCCUUUCAAACAAUUUGGAUCAAGGUUGUACACGAAGCCACUUCCAAAUUGUAAACAACAUGAAUUCAUGUCGGAUGCAUACAUCGAAUGUCAGGUCCGGACAAUAAGCAUGACCAUUUACCACCAGAGUGGAACAGCCAAAAUGGGUCCUUCGUGGGACCCUGAAGCAGUUGUGGAUCCUAGACUUAGAGUUCAUGGCAUCGAAGGCUUAAGAGUAAUAGAUGCUAGUAUUAUGCCAACAAUAGUUAGUGGAAAUACCAACGCAGCUGUUAUAAUGAUAGGAGAAAAGGGUUCUGAUAUGAUAAAACAAGACUGGUUAAAUAGAUGAGAAUAGCUCAUUCAAAGUGGAUGAUUCAGUGUGUGUCGAAUGUUACCAGAUGAUUACCAAAGUGAACUAUAGUUGUAAAUAUGUUUAAAUAUAUAUAUAUAUAUAUAGGAUGAGUCUUAGUAUAAGUCAGUGUGAAAGAGGGUAUUUUUAUUUUCUGCUUGAAAUAUAUGAAAGACAUAUCUUGUGUGUACACGCAUGAAAACAAAAACUGAAUUUCACUUGUUUUAAGGUAUUGUCAAUAGUGCUAGAAGUCAUUGUAAUUUCGUCAAAACCAAUUUUGUCUUCGCUUUUGAAGUCUUGACUUAAAAAGAAAAUUAUAUUAUUAUUUAUUUAAAAGAUGUAUGGUAAAUGUACUUUAUAAUCAUAGAACAAAAUUUCUUAUAUUUCGUAUUAUGAGCUUCGCCUUAAUGAAGUUUUCACUUUUGUCGUAUCGUCUUAAGCACAUACCAGUGGGAAGCUCCUUUAGACAGGAUGCCUGUUAGAUUAUGGGUACCACAACGGCGCCUAUUUCUGCCGUGAAGAGGUAAUAUGCAAACAUUAUUGUGUUUCGGUCUGAAGGGCGCCGUAGAUAGUGAAAAUUUCUGGGCAAAUGAGACUGAACAUCUUAUGUCUUUAAGGUGACGAGAGCAAGUGUAGAGCAGCUCAGAAUUUUUGGGUGUUUCAAGAAUCCUGAGCGGCACUGCAAUGUAAUGGGCAGGGCGUAUCAAAUACCAUCAGCUGAACGUCCUAUUCGUCUCAUCGCUUAUUUUCAUCAUAAAAAACGGUUGUUUUAUGUUGACAGGAGAGCCAAAGUCAAAGUAUUUUAUCUAUUCUCAGUUAAAACAUAUAUAGGUAUGUAUACUAGUUUCAUUACGACCCAUAUGGCUCAAUGGUCAGUCACCUUGCACACUAACGUAGAGGUCUCGGGUUCGAAUCCCAGUAGAUGCAAACAGUUAUACGAUAUAUUGAAUAUGGAUGUUUGUUUCCGAGUCAUGGAUGGUAAAAUGUAUUUAUAUAUGUCCAUCGUAUUUAACAAAUCAUUCUAUUGCAUCCAGGCUAUGCCUAGUUUGGGGCAAGAUAAUUUGUGUAAAAAUACCUAUGUCAAUAUUAUAGUUAUUCAUAUUAUAUUUAUGAUGAAAACAAUGCAUGAUAGCUUAUAGCCCGUCAUUUUAAAGUACAAGUAGUAGGCGAGAGUCAACUGUUCUCCCGGACUUGUUUUAUACGUAUAUUAUAAUGAUUUUCAGAAAUUGCGAAUAUUAAAAAAGAUAUUCAGAUCAUCAAUACGUUGGCAUCCAGGUUCUUGUGCCAUACUUAUUAUUAACAAUAAAUUGGUAAUAUACUUUAAAUACGACAGACACAGUUUUGUAUAUGAAUUACACUUAAGGGCCUACCUUCAAAAAUAUCGUAUCAAUUUUUACUGUACUAUUCAAAAUAUUGCAACAGUCAUGAAAGGAUUAAAAUAUACAUACGCGAUAAAAAAAAACAGUUAAUUAGAUCUCCGCGCAACGUAUUUUCAAAUGCUUCUAAAAAGCGCAUUAUUUGAAGUUGAAAAACAUGUAACUGUGCCUAUUUCUGCCGUGAAGCAGUAAUGUGUAAGCAUUAUUGAGUUUCGGUCUGAAAGGCGCCGUAGCUAUUGAAAUUACUGUGCAAAUGAGACUUAACAUCUUAUGUCUCAAGGUGAUUAGCGCAAUUAUGGUAGUGCCACUCGGAAUUUUUGGGUUUUUCAAGAAUCCUGAGCGUCACUGCAUUGUAAUGGGCAGUGCAUCAAUUACCAUCAGCUGAAUCGUCACGUCCCAUGUUGUUAAGAAAAGUAACGAUUUUCACUGAUUUUUUUAUAUAAGGUAUCACGAAUCCAUAUACAGCUCUUACAGCGAUUAACUCUACGUUUUUCCGCACUUUUUAUCCCUUUUACGGGAGUUUGGAUCAAAUGGGAUUAGUUCAUUAGAUUAAGUUAUAUUAAAUUAUUUUGAAUGUAUGCCCUUAAUUAGUAUUAAAUACCAUUUAAUGAAAAUUCCACUGCCUAUUAAGUAGUCAUUUAUGUAUGAUUGUUAUUUGUUUGCUCAUAUAAACUGUAAAUAAAUUUGUUAAGUUUCUAA